Penicillium bovifimosum is the source of this 2523-nucleotide messenger RNA. RefSeq names its product kexin kexB (gene kexB). The coding region runs from base 1 to 2523 and encodes 840 amino acids. Gene Ontology annotation, molecular function: serine-type endopeptidase activity. The transcript is spliced from 2 exons. Gene Ontology annotation, biological process: protein processing. The record is from RefSeq and is a predicted model, not a curated record. Gene Ontology annotation, cellular component: trans-Golgi network; Golgi membrane. NCBI's taxonomy places the organism in Eukaryota, Fungi, Ascomycota, Eurotiomycetes, Eurotiales, Aspergillaceae.
AUGCGCAUCGUCGGUGGCAUCGCCGCCACAUUGGGUCUUGCAGGCGCAGUGUCUGCAGGCCUACACCCUCGCUCCCAAGAAACCCGCGACUUCUUCGCCCUCCACCUCGACGAUACCGCAUCUCCCUCCCACAUCGCACAGGUCCUAGGCGCUCGCCAUGAGGGCCAAAUUGGCCAACUGGAUGGUCACCAUACUUUCUCGCUGCCGCGGGAACAGACAGGCCAGUUCGAUGCCUUGUUAACUGACCUACGGACCAAGAGAAAGCUCCGGCGGCGAUCCGACGGAGACAUCGCGUCGCGCAGGACAGACGACCCUCUAGACAAAAUCCUGUGGUCUCAUAAGAUUGCUCCGGCAAGGCAACGGUUGCAAAAGCGACUCCCGCCGGUCUCGGUGCCGUAUGAACCAUUGGAUAAGAGGUGGGAAGAUGCGCAGGCUGCUGCAUUCCAGAAAAAGGCUAUGUCUACUCUGGGGAUCAGUGACCCGAUAUUCAGAGAGCAGUGGCACAUUCUUAACACAUUGAAUCCGGGACACGAUCUCAAUGUGACGGGAUUGUGGCUGGAGGGUAUAACCGGCAAGGGUGUUGCUACGGCAGUUGUUGACGAUGGACUGGACAUGGAUAGCAACGAUCUCAAGCCCAACUACCUUCCAGAGGGCUCUUGGGAUUUCAAUGAAGGAACCCCGGAGCCACGCCCUCUGCUACCUGACGAUAACCAUGGUACCCGAUGCUGCGGCGAGAUUGCGGCGGCGAAGAACGAUGUUUGUGGUGUAGGCGUCGCGUACGACAGCAAGAUAGCCGGAAUCCGCAUCUUGUCUAAGCCCAUCGAUGAUGUCGACGAAGCAGCGGCUAUCAACUUUGCCUACCAGAAGAACGAUAUAUAUUCAUGUUCGUGGGGUCCGAUUGACGACGGCGCCACGAUGGAUGCGCCUGGAAUCCUGAUCAAGCGUGCCAUGACCAACGGUGUGCAGAAGGGCAGAGGAGGCAAGGGCUCAAUCUACGUCUUUGCCGCCGGUAACGGUGCGACUUUUGGGGACAACUGCAACUUCGAUGGCUACACCAACAGUAUCUACAGUAUCACGGUCGGCGCCAUUGACCGCGAAGGGAACCACCCGACAUACUCAGAGUCAUGCUCGGCCCAACUCGUGGUCGCUUACAGUAGUGGCUCGGGUGAUUCGAUCCACACCACUGACGUGGGUGUUAACAAGUGCUUCUCUGGGCAUGGUGGUACUUCUGCAGCUGGUCCUCUGGCUGCAGGCAGCGUCGCGCUCGCGCUCAGCGUGCGCCCGGAGCUCACUUGGCGUGAUCUGCAGUAUUUGAUGGUGGAGACCGCAGUCCCCGUGAGCGAGGACGACGGCAGCUGGCAGAAUUUGCCCUCUGGCCGCAAGUUCAGCCAUGACUGGGGAUUUGGAAAGGUUGAUACUUAUACUCUGGUGCAGCUUGCUAAGACCUGGGAUCUGGUGAAGCCACAAGCUUGGCUAUACUCGCCGUGGCUGCGGGUGCAUCAAGCCAUCCCUCAGGGCGAUAAGGGUUUGCUGAGCAAAUACACAGUCACAACAGAACAGAUGCAAAAGGCCAACAUUGCCCGACUCGAACACGUUACUGUGACGAUGAAUGUCAAUCAUACCCGCCGUGGCGAUAUUAGCGUUGAGCUGCGCAGUCCUGCUGGAGUUAUUAGCUACCUGAGUGUCUCCCGCGAAAAAGACAAUAUGGCGGUUGGGUAUGUGGAUUGGACCUUCAUGUCUGUUGCCCAUUGGGGUGAAUCGCCUGUUGGCGAAUGGUCGAUCAUCGUGAAAGACACUGAUGUCAAUGAUCACUCCGGCACAUUCACUGAUUGGCGACUUAAUCUUUGGGGAGAGGCCGCCGACGGCACCAAGCAAAAGCUUCACCCCCUCCCCGAGGAGCAUGAUGAUGAUCACCCUUAUGAGGAUGCGCAUGUAGCCACAACUAGCGUGACGGCGGCUCCUACAAAGACUGAGGCCCCUGCCAACUCGGAUGACCACCACGACCGACCCGUGAACGCAAAACCGCAGUCAACUGCUCCGAAUCCUACACAGCCAGGAGAGGCUACCAAGCCCACGGAGCCGGUCGAAGAUCAGAAGCCAGCCCCUACUACUGGCAGUGAAGCUCCGUCUCCUUCCCCCUCCGAAGCAGGCUACAUAUCCUCCUACCUUCCCACCUUUGGUGCUUCGAAGCGCACGCAGAUCUGGAUAUAUGCAUCCUUCGCUAUGAUCGUCGUGUUCUUCAUUGCACUGGGUGUCUACUUCCAGUUGCAGCGACUCCAGCGUCGUCGCACCACUGCUCAUGAUGACUACGAGUUUGAAAUGAUUGAAGAUGAGGACGAAAUGCAACCAAUGACUGGAGCAACUGGUCGAACACAACGUCGCGGUGGUGAACUGUAUAAUGCAUUCGCUGGUGAGAGUGACGAGGAAAUGUUCAGUGAUGAUGAUGAACCAUACCGUGAUGGGGCCAACACUGAGAGACGCAGUGAAGAUGGAUCUCAUGAUGGACCUCAGGGAAAGCCUUAA